Messenger RNA from Colletes gigas, 1695 nucleotides. Its product is annotated as carboxypeptidase B-like. Gene Ontology annotation, biological process: proteolysis. The transcript is spliced from 9 exons. Gene Ontology annotation, molecular function: zinc ion binding; metallocarboxypeptidase activity. The coding region runs from base 1 to 1695 and encodes 564 amino acids. The record is from RefSeq and is a predicted model, not a curated record. Lineage: Eukaryota; Metazoa; Arthropoda; Insecta; Hymenoptera; Colletidae.
AUGGCUGUCGACGUCGAGUCGAUCCUGUGCGUUGUGUUCGGUUUCUCGUUGAUCCUCUCGUCGGAUCGAGCGGACGCGCGACCGCGGCGCGGUGAUUACGAAUUUUCCGUGCAACGAAAAUACAAUUGUUCGCCAUUGGACAACGAGAGUUGGUCCGUGGAAGAAGCAAACCAGAAAAUAAACAGAUUCACGAACGAAACGGAGACUACCAACGAUACGGGCGAUGGUUUCGCGAUCGAAUCUGGAACGUCGUUUGACAGGAAUGCGGAAAGAGGAUUUUCUUUUGCCGAUAUCUUCGAGUCGAUGUUCUCGGCGGUGGUUAACGGCAUCGGUUCCAUCAUGACUAGUAUUAUCGGUGCAGAGAAAAGUCCCAAGUCACGGUCGUCCAGAGUCAGUUACAGGAACCAUCAGCUGAUCAGAUUGUUCCCCAGCACGGAGAACCACGUGACCGAUCUCAGGGACCUCAGAGAGAGCGAACCGGAAGACAUCAAGUUCUGGACGCAGCCGUUUUAUAACAAAACGAUAGACGCGGUCGUCGCGCCAGAUCUUAUUCCCGAUGUCAAAGCGUUUCUUAGAGACAGAGGGAUCGACUUCAAAAUACUGAUACCGGAUAUUCAGAAAACGAUAGCCUAUCAGAAUCCAAAAAUGUCGAAGGAGCAGCGCGAGGACCUCGUCACCACUCAAGGUCACAGCAUGACUUGGAAAAGGUAUCAUCGAUACGCAGAUAUCAUACGGUACUUGGAGUACCUAGCCUUCAAGUACUCGAAAAUGGUAGAGCUGAUAACUAUAGGUCACAGCUACGAGGGACAGCCCAUAAAAAUGGUGAAAAUUUCGACUGGCCUCAACAAAGAAGGAGAGGCGAAGUCGGCGGUCUGGAUAGACGCUGGCAUGCACGCACGCGAGUGGAUCGGCUCCGCCGUGGCGACCUACAUCGUAAGCCAGCUGGUAGAGAAAAACGCGAGCUACGCGAAAUUACUCGAUAAUUCGGACUGGAUGAUCCUGCCUGUCGCUAAUCCGGACGGAUACGAGUUUACUCACACCGGGGAUCGUCUCUGGAGGAAAACGCGAAGCAAUCAUGGCGAAAACGAAGAGGGUAGUCGCUUGUGCUUUUAUUUCAGCCUUCUUCGACUAAUGAACCAUUACGCCAGGUGGUUCUGGGGCAAGUGCGAGGGCGUCGACCCGAACAGGAACUUUGGUUACCAUUGGGGUGAAAUGGAGAGCGGUGGAGCAAGUUCUGACCCCUGUGACGAGACCUACGCUGGACCACACGCGUUCUCGGAGCCGGAGACUAAAGCAAUGGCCGACUACAUCCUCGCCAACAAGCAGAAAAUUAGAAUGUAUUUAACGCUGCACUCUUACUCGCAAAUGUGGCUGGUUCCGUGGGGAUACACGUACUCCAAGCCUUCCGAUUAUUCGGAGCUGGCGAACGCUGCCAAGAAAGCGAUAAACGCUAUUUCGAAGGUUCACGGCACCGAUUAUCAACUUGGUCCAUCGUCCGAUCUGUUGUACCCCACUUCAGGUGCUUCUGAUGAUUGGGCCAAAGGUGUAGCUGGAAUUAAGUACGCCUACACGUUGGAACUGAGAGAUCGUGGCACUUACGGAUUUCUACUUCCGGCGACGCAAAUAGUGCCCACCGCCCGCGAGAUUUGGGCCGGAAUAAGGACAAUCGUUCGUCUGGUUACUUGCAAUACGUGA